Molecule: messenger RNA, 1845 nt
Organism: Rhizophagus irregularis DAOM 181602=DAOM 197198
Lineage: Eukaryota; Fungi; Glomeromycota; Glomeromycetes; Glomerales; Glomeraceae
Source: RefSeq, a predicted model, not a curated record
AUGACUUGCUCUCACUGUGGAGAAAACAGAAUAGAAUAUGAUACUGCUGCUGGGCAUGCUUUUUGCCCAAAGUGUGGUUUUGUUGUCGAAGAAAGUAAGAUCGUUUCCGAGGUUACUUUUGGAGAGAGCGCGUCAGGCGCUGCAAUUUUACAAGGAUCGUAUGUUGGAGCUGACCAAAGGAGAGCUAGAUCUGCUGGUCCUUAUCGUAGACAUUCAAGCUUGGAUUCUAGAGAGCAAACUAUUGCAAAUGGACGACGGCAAAUUCAAGCAUUAGCUACUGCGCUAAGACUUGCGGAUCAUCUGAUGGAAGCUGCGCAAAGAUAUUUUAAUCUUGCGAUUACCAACAACUUCAUCCAAGGUAGAAAGACUCAACUUGUUGUCGCGGCUUGUCUCUACAUCGUAUGCCGUACGGAAAAGACAAGCCAUAUGUUGAUCGAUUUUUCGGACAUUUUACAAGUAAAUGUUUUCACUUUGGGAUCAACAUUUUUGAAACUAGUAAGAACACUUCACCUCGUUCUUCCGUUGGUUGAUCCAUCAUUAUAUAUCUCAAGAUUCGCGUCCUUAUUAGAAUUUGGAGAGGAAACUCCAAAAGUAGUGGCUGAUGCAUUGCGUCUAGUGCAGAGAAUGGAUCGUGAUUGGAUGCAAACUGGUAGAAGGCCUGCUGGUAUAUGUGGAGCGUGUUUAUUAAUUGCUGCUCGGAUGAAUAAUUUUCAGAGAAGCAUAAAGGAAGUUAUUGCUGUUGUAAAGACAGCAGACAUAACUAUUAAAAAAAGACUUGAGGAGUUCAAAGUUACCCCCACAGGUAAACUUUCUGUACAAGAUUUUAGAAAUUUAUGGCUUGAACAACAAUGCGAUCCACCCGCAUUUACGCGGGCACGAAAGGCGGCAAAAAUUGCCAAGGACAAACGGCAUGCAAUGGCCAUUUCUGAUUCGACAUUAAAUGAGACUGGUGAGAAUUAUAAUCAAAUAACGACAGGUUCAUCAAAUGGGGAAAUAAUUGGUUCGAAAAGAAAGAGGGAUCUUAAUGAUGUGGAUGGGGAUGAAAUUCAAUUAAGACAAGGAAUAUCUGACUUUUAUGAGGAUAAUUCCCAAGCAAAGACUGGAGAAUCACAAAAUGAUGAAAUAGCAGCUCUCCAAAGUGCAAAUUCGGAUAGCGAAGAUAGUAAAUCUGACGCCGAUCAGAACGAAGAGCUAGGGUCUGAUCUUGAUGAAGAUGAUGAAGUAAAAAACGCCAUUUUAACUGAGGACGAAGUCAAACUUAAAACUCAAGUUUGGAUGGAGCUAAAUGGGGAUUAUUUGAGGGAGAUGGAGGAAAAAAGAAAACAGCAAGAAAUCGAUCGGCAAAAUGGGAUUGGAGUUCGUAGACGGCCAAGAAAAGGCAGAAAUGCUGAUCAGAUGGUUGCGAGUACACCAGCAGAAGCCGCAAGGAAACUUUUUGAAGAGAGAAAUCUAUCAAAGAAAAUUAACUUUAAGGUGCUGGAUAAUCUCUUGGAAAACUUAACAGAAAGCAUUCCCAACACUCCAACAUCAUGGCGAGAUUAUGAUCCCACAAGCAUAAGUGGCUCAGGAAUUGCACGUAGCGGGACUCCAGUAAGCAAUAAUAGGUGGUCUGACGAGGAAGAUUAUGAUUGGAACCAUCAAUCUUUAAAGCUAAACAAUAAGGAUUCGUUAAAUAGCACUGCAACUACUCCUGGACUGACGGAAGACGGUGAUGAUUAUGUCGAAUAUGAUAAUAAUGAUAUAUAUGGUAGCGAAUCAUAUGAAAAAUAUGAAAAUGACGAUCAUAAUUAUGAUAAUGAAUAUGAAGGGGAUCCCUAUGAUGAAUCCAAUGAGGAUGACUAUUGA